Messenger RNA from Alnus glutinosa, 1348 nucleotides. Its product is annotated as E3 ubiquitin-protein ligase AIRP2-like. The record is from RefSeq and is a predicted model, not a curated record. The transcript is spliced from 5 exons. Gene Ontology annotation, molecular function: ubiquitin protein ligase activity. Gene Ontology annotation, biological process: protein ubiquitination. The coding region runs from base 296 to 1042 and encodes 248 amino acids. NCBI's taxonomy places the organism in Eukaryota, Viridiplantae, Streptophyta, Magnoliopsida, Fagales, Betulaceae.
GAUAAGGGCUUCACGGGCUCGCCUCGCAUUCGUGCACUUCUUUGACGCUACAAAUUUUUAAUUCCUUUUCCUCGCGGCUCCACGACAGCCCUCCAGCUUCCACGUGUCCGCUUCCUCUCUCUCCGUCUUCGCUUUCAAGAACAGAAUAGAAGGACCCUCCACACUGUAAGAGAGAGAGAAAGAAAAAGAAAGAAACUGACCUACGGCUCGUCUUGGAGAGAGAGAGAGAGAGGAAGUCUGGGUUAUUUGGGCUUGAAUUUGGGGUUUUGGGGGGUUUUGAGUGAAAUAUUUGGAGAUGUACGUUGCUUCUUCCAUGAGAAAGUCGUUCAAGGACUCUCUCAAAGUGCUUGAAGCUGAUAUUCAGCACGCUAAUACUCUUGCGUCUGACUUUUCAAGGGAUUAUGACGGUGCCUGCCUUCAGAUGAGAAUGUCAUAUAGUCCAGCAGCACACCUGUUUCUCUUUCUGGUCCAAUGGACAGACUGCCACCUUGCAGGAGCCCUUGGACUGUUGAGAAUCCUAAUUUACAAGGUUUAUGUGGAUGGCACAACCACCAUGUCUACCCAUGAAAGAAAAGCAAGUAUAAGAGAGUUCUAUGCGGUUAUUUAUCCCUCUUUACUUCAACUUGAAAGAGGUGUUACUGAUACGGAAGAUAAAAAGCAGAAGGCGGUAUGCAUGGAGAGGUACCGAAGAAGAGAUGACGAUGAACAUAGACAUUGUUUGGAUGUGGACAACGAAAGAGAGGAAGAAUGUGGAAUAUGCAUGGAAAUGAAUAGUAAGAUUGUAUUGCCCAACUGCAACCAUGCCAUGUGCUUGAAAUGUUACCGCGAUUGGCGAACAAGGUCGCAGUCGUGCCCCUUUUGUCGCGACAGUCUUAAGAGAGUGAACUCAAGUGACCUCUGGGUAUUCACCGACAGCAGGGACAUAGUUGACAUGGCUACAGUGACGAGGGAGAAUCUUAGAAGGCUGUUCAUGUAUAUAGAUAAGUUGCCGGUGAUUGUUCCAGAUACCCUUUUUGACACUUACGAUUCUCACAUAAGGUGAUUAGUACAGUCUAAACUCUAGCCGAUGCCCACUGCCUAUUGUGGUCUCUCUACAUGAGCACUUGCUCUUUCCUCUUGGUUACAUAAAAGGCCAGAAUUUAUCGGCGAUUUAGAUCAUUUAAGAAUUGCAGCGCUUUCUUCCCGCUUCUGAGCAGAAGAACCCCAGCCUGAAUUAUUAUGCGCUGGUGGGGUGAAGUUGAGGUAGUCAAUUUGAAGGGUUCAUAAAUUGUAUCUAGCACAUUUGUACAUGCUUGUACAGCUUGCAUGGUUGCUUGAAAGAAGCUUUUCAAAAUGGUCUUUUCCUUUG